GCUGCUAGAGCAGGCUCCCUCCCCCCUCAUUUCCUACCUCCUCUCAGUCUCCUAUACAUCGUCAGAGGCUCUCACACACGCGCGCGCGCACACACAAAUAUUUACACACUGCCACACCGAAGAAAUCCGUGCCUCCUUUCCUGCACAUACACACGCGCACGCACACGCACUUUAGCCGGCGCUCACGUCCUGUCUCUCACCGACAGACACAGGUAUUUACACACACAGGCCAGGAAAGCGCUAACCACGGUCCUGUGCCUCCACGCAGGUUCCCAAGACACGUCUCUUACAUUGUUUCUGAACCGAUCAGCGCACCCAGACAAACCUGCCAACACUUAAGUCUACUGGCUGGAUUUCAUCUCCAUGGCAACAAGCAUGGAAGGCCCAGAGGUGAUUCCAGCAGGAACUGCGAAGAGCCACGGCGAUGCGCAAGUGAAUAAUGAGUAGUACCUACUGCGGCAACUCUUCGGCUAAAAUGAGUGUCAAUGAAGUAACAGCUUUCUCGUUGACUCUGGAGCAAAAAACUGGCUUUGCUUUUGUUGGGAUUUUGUGUAUCUUCUUGGGACUUCUUAUUAUCAGAUGCUUUAAAAUCCUGCUAGACCCGUAUAGCAGCAUGCCUUCCUCCACAUGGGAAGAUGAAGUUGAAGAGUUUGAUAAAGGGACAUUUGAGUACGCACUCGCAUGAGAGUUUCCAGCUUUGUGAUUUUUAUGGUUAUGCCACUGGGACACGUGGUGGGCACAUUUGUAAUUACCUCGAGUGUGUGGAAGAA
This is a messenger RNA of Tupaia belangeri chinensis (Chinese tree shrew), 770 nucleotides long. It is a transcript of the gene CTXN2, whose product is annotated as cortexin 2. NCBI's taxonomy places the organism in Eukaryota, Metazoa, Chordata, Mammalia, Scandentia, Tupaiidae. The record is from RefSeq and is a predicted model, not a curated record. The transcript has 2 exons. Bases 440 to 685 code for a protein of 81 amino acids.